AUGUUUGUUUUCCUCGACCCUUGGGACAGCCAGGUACUCUUCUACAUCACCAUGCUCCCCUUGCUUUUUUGGGUAGGAGAACUGCAGCUGGCCAGGCAGGCGACCUCGUUCAUGGCGACCUGCAUUUACGUGGGGAAUGCCGUGAAGGACGCCAUCAGUGCUCCACGGCCGGACUGGAGCAAAGGAGUCCGCUUGGUCCGUGAUGGGGCUGGCGAUGGGUCGCAGACGGAUGAGAUGGAGUACGGCUUGCCCAGCACUCACACGAUCAACACGCUUUGCAUGUGGAGCUAUGUUUUCUACUACUACAGCAGCUCCUCCAGCUACGGCGAUGGCUUCUCGGUCUAUUUGCGGACAUUGAGGUCUCCGUGGCUGCUUUUGCUGUUCAUUCUGAACAUCACCUGGUGCUUGUUUAUGAUGCAUGGUCGUGUGUACUUGGGCAUGCACUCGCCCAUCGACAUUGUUGCCGGAUUGGUUUUGGCAGUUCUGUUGCUCCACGUUUACAUCCAAAUUGAUGAUUUCAUCGAUGCCUGGAUGACUGCAACAACUGCUUUCGUACCGGCCUACCAAUUGGCCUUUGCAUCCGUUCUUUGUUGGACUUACCCAAGGGGGUUGCAGAAGACGCCAUCUUACAACUAUGCAGUGUAUUUCACGGGCGUUUGCUUGGGUGUGGUUACUGGGGUUUGGCGUUGCCCGCAUCAUCACAGCGUGGAAGCUGCUGCACGGUUGCGGGAAGUUCGAGGCCCCUUUCCCAGCGUGAGCUUCUUCGUUUUCGGAGGGCGUCGCUUUUUGCUGGGCCUGGUGCUGGUGCUGCUCUUGCGGGCAGUGACCAAGGAGGUCCUGAAGAUCCUUGUCCCAGCAGUGUUGCGGCUUUUGAGCAUUCCGCACUCUGAUCAUGAGGCGCAAGAGAAGGCAAAAAAAGAGCCCCAUUGGCUACAACGUCCUGACACCCAUCCGACUGCUGAACUAUGCGGCCGUGGGUUGGGCCGUGGUGGAGCCUUGCUUCGACCUCUUUCAGUGGCUUCACAUCUGAGACUCGCUUCACUCGCACCGCGCGCGCCGCUCGUCCGGCCUCACGGUCGGGGCUUUCCAGACCAAACGGUUCGGACCGGUCCAGUUUUAAUGGAAGCCUGGUGUUUGUGGGUAGUGAAUGGUAGUGAAGAGGACGAUUUCACCGUUUUGAUGCCAUGGUAA
Molecule: messenger RNA, 1191 nt
Organism: Durusdinium trenchii
Lineage: Eukaryota; Dinophyceae; Suessiales; Symbiodiniaceae
Source: the annotation of a GenBank genome assembly